GGUUCUCGCGAGAUCACGUAGUCUCGCGAGAAGAAGCUGCGGCGAAAGGAGCGGAGACGAUGGCAGAAGAACUGGCAAAGCAGCUUGCAGGCUACAAAGCCCAAUUGCUGCAGGUGGAGACGGCAUUAUCUGCCAAUGGAGAAAAUGAGGAUUUACUGAAGCUGAAAAAGGAUUUACAGGAAGUCAUCGAAUUGACUAAAGAUCUCCUUUCGUCCCAACCAUCAGAAGCCCCGGAAAAUGCAGACGAUCUCACAUCAACCAGUGGCACCCUUUCCUGGAAGGUUGGGGACAGAUGUAUGUCUGUAUGGACCGAGGACGGACAGUGGUACGAGGCCGAGAUUGAGGAGAUAGACGAAGAGAACGGGACAGCGGCCAUUACUUUCCUUGGUUAUGGAAAUGCAGAAGUGACCUCUCUGCUAAACCUGAAACAAUUGGAGGAGGGCAGGAAAGCGAAGGAAGACAGCGGCAGCCUCCCUAUGUCCAAGAAAGAAAUGAUCGCCCAGCAGAGAGAAUAUAAAAAGAAGAAAGCUUUGAAAAAAGCACAAAGGAUAAAGGAAUUGGAGCAGGAACGUGAGGAUCAGAAAGAUAAAUGGCAGAAUUUCAAUAACAAGGCGUAUUCUAAGAACAAGAAAGGCCAGGUAAAGAUAUCAGCUGUGAAGAGAAGCAUUUUUGCCUCACCGGAAAGCGUCACCGGCAAGGUUGGUGUCGGCACGUGCGGCAUCGCGGACAAACCAAUGACACAGUAUCAAGACACUUCCAAAUACAACGUUCGGCAUCUGAUGCCACAGUAAUGCGCCGGAGACCCUUAGGCCAGCAUCUUCUUCAUUUUUAUUGUUCUAUUUUUCUAAAACUAAAUUAUUUGUUGUCGUAUGAGGAAUAGCACGACUCCGUGUUCAUUAUUCGUCCCGAAGGCCUCAAGUCCUCCAUGUAGAACCAGGCGAUCUCUAAGGGGCUACAUAGAGAAGUGUAUGAGACGGAUGCCGCCUGUGUACUUGACUGAGAAGCCGUGCCAGUGUACACCUAGAUGUAAUCAGAAUCCGUGGUGGAUUUAAGGAACGUGACGACAUAAGCAACUGCUGUGAAAUCUGCGAAAAUCAGUGUUUUACAGCAGAUUUUGGUGCAACGUCCCUCACUGAAUGGCCGGUGACUUACACAUUAAUAGAGAUGAAUCCUCGUUAAAGGAAACUUUCUAAUAGACUAUAAGGUUCAGGUUCUUUCCACUUUAAAGAUCCCUGCUUGCUGUCAGUGAACAACACGUACCACAGCAGACUGGAUAUUACAAUUAUACCCAGUCCUCUGAUCAAGAGCACAAAUCUCAUCUAGAUAGUUUGCUGUAACAUGAGUUAGUUGGGGUCCACACGUGGUGGAAAGGUUUGUUUUGGUUUAUUUUUUUUGCGAAAUCUAGCAUACUUAUUAUGUUGGGCGAAAAGCCAUUGAUUUUUCUCUGAGGAUUUCACCCUCUGCAAUGCAUAGGGGGAAAUCCACAACAAAUCAGUAAUGGAAAAGGUUUGGAUAUAAGCCAGAAUGUUCGCGUUCACUGACAGCAAGCAGUAAUGCAGAGUGUAAAUCUGCAUAUAUAAUGUAUCUUGAACUGAUCUUAAAGAGGACCUUUCAUCAGUUUUUACUUCCUAAAAUAACUACCUCACGCAGUAGCCCAAGAAUAGGAGAUGUCAUUGUGCUUUUUUCAAAUAUUUUUCACUGAUCCACUCCUCCAUUGUGCGCUGUGCCCUCCAUUUUGCCCCCUGUAUACUAAUCUAUAGGGCAUCCGUACAGGGAGUAGGAGCUGUCCCGGCUGUGAGCUGUCCCGUUGCAGUGGACCUCUGAGAAAAGCGGCCGUCUCCUCCCUAUACCGAUGCUAUUGAUUAGCUUACGGGGCGCCAAAACUGAACCACAACAGAGGAGCGGAUUCAGUAAAAAAAAAGGCGCAGUAACAUCUCCUAAUCUUAGGCUGCUGCGUGAGGUAGUGAUUUUGGUGAGUAAAAAUUGAUGAAAGGUCCUAUUUAAGUUAUAGCACGUUAUUCUCCAGUCACAUCCAGAGCUGCUCUCACAUCUUAGCUGCAGGACGUCACCUCUUGCUGGUUCAGUAGCUGCAGAGCAUGCAGCUCGACAGGCAAGUUUCUGUGUUCAUGCAAAAGCAGCUGGAAUUGUGCAUGCUGCUCUGGAUGCAACUGGAGUAUAGGGCAUGCAGUAAGUUUAGGAGAAGCAAAUGAAAAUGACUUGACCUCAGUUCCUGAUGCGAAGGCAUGAUAUGUAAACGGUAAUGGUCUCCUCAGCGGUGGGUUGGGUGGCCCCACGUGUCCUGUAGAUAUGUCUUAUGUAUAUAUGUAGUGGAUUGUGCUAUGUUUCCACCCUUCCAGGUCAGUGGACUUCUCGCUGCCCCUGUGUAAAUAGGACAUUUGUACCUCUGUAACCUUGUACAGUUUCCGAUAUGUUCAGCGUGUCCGCUGCUUGGCCGCACAAUAAUGUGAGAACCAGAACACUGCAAAUUCAUCAUCCGUGGUUGUUAAUCGCCCAUCUGGAAGCUUUUUUUGUUUUUUUUGUCUUGUUUUUUUGUCCCCCUCACACCAAGUAUACCGCCUACGUUUCCUCACCACAGCCGUAUGCUGCCAGGAUCGAGGAUAUGAUCUCCCUCUUUUACAACAAGUGAAGUAUCGUCUAGCCCUCCCAUACCCUAUGUAUGGACACGUGACAGGAAGGGGGCGCUAGCGAGGCACAUCUCCAGCGACCGCUCAUUUCACAGGUAAACCAUUAUUAUGUGCUGGAUGGUGACUUAUUUUGUAUAACCAGUGUGAAUUUUGGUUUUGUAUGUAUCUUUUUACCAAAAUAAAAUGUUUUAAAA
This is a messenger RNA of Bufo bufo (common toad), 2839 nucleotides long. It is a transcript of the gene SMNDC1, whose product is annotated as survival motor neuron domain containing 1. Gene Ontology annotation, molecular function: RNA binding. Gene Ontology annotation, cellular component: cytoplasm; nucleus; precatalytic spliceosome. The transcript is spliced from 7 exons. The record is from RefSeq and is a predicted model, not a curated record. Lineage: Eukaryota; Metazoa; Chordata; Amphibia; Anura; Bufonidae. Gene Ontology annotation, biological process: mRNA processing; regulation of alternative mRNA splicing, via spliceosome. Bases 60 to 791 code for a protein of 243 amino acids.